Penaeus indicus is the source of this 3630-nucleotide messenger RNA. RefSeq names its product mucin-2-like. The record is from RefSeq and is a predicted model, not a curated record. Lineage: Eukaryota; Metazoa; Arthropoda; Malacostraca; Decapoda; Penaeidae. Bases 1 to 3630 code for a protein of 1209 amino acids. The transcript is spliced from 21 exons.
AUGGAAUCCCAGGGUAGAGAGCAGACCGUCUCACCUGUGCAUUAUCAUUCUCUUCUAAAGAUUGACCGCAGCAUCCUCAUGGCGUCUAAAUUCGUCAUUUGCAUCGUUGGUGUACUUCUGCUGCCAUCCAAAUGUACAGCACAUAUAACUGUACUACCAAUAAUUACUAAUUCAGCCAACAUAAAUAUUGCACCACGACUCACUACAAAUACUACACAACCAGUCAGCACAAAUACUGCACCACUAGCAACCACAAAUACUACACCAUUAUCCACCACAACUACACCACCACAACUGCCAUAUCACAAGCCAUCACAACUACACGACAUGCCACCACAGCUACUACACCACCAGCCACCACCACCACAACUACCACCCAAUCAGCAACCGCAACUACAACACCAGCCACCACAACUAGUGCACCACAAGCCACAACAACUACCACCCAACAAGAAACCACAACUACACCGUCGGCCACCAAAACUACCGCACCACCAACCACAACUACACCACCAGUCACCACAACUACACCGCCAGCCACCACAACUACCGCACAAACAGCCACAACUGCCUCACCACAACUACACCAUCAGUCACAACUACCGCACCAUCAGCUACAACUAUCGCACCACCAGCCACAACUACCGCACCACUACCCACAACAACUACCACCCAACAACAACCACAACUACACCACUAGCCACUACAACAACCGCACCACCAGCCAUCACAACGACCACCAAACCAGCAACCACAACUACACCACUAGCCACAACUACCGCACCACCAGCCACCACAACUACCAAACCAGCAACCACAACUACACCAGCCACCACAACUAAUGCACCACCAGCCACAACAAUUACAACCCAACAAGCAACCACAACUACCAUCCAAAAAGCAACCACAACUACACCACCAGCAACCACAACUACUGCACCACCAGCCACCACGACUACACCAAUAGCCACCACAACUAAACCACCACAUCCAACCAACAACCACAACUAUACAACUAACCACCACAACUACUGCACCACCUGCCACAAAAACUACCACCCAAGAAGCAACCACAACUACACCAACAGCCACAACUACCAACCAACAACCCCCACAACUACAACACCAGGCACCACAACUACUGCACCACCAGCUACUACUACACCACCAGCCACCACAACUACUGCACCAGCACCAACUACCGCACCACCAGCCCCCACAUCUACUGCACCACCAGCCACAACAACAACACCCCAAGACGCAACCACAACUACACCACCAGCCACCACAAAUACCGCACCACCAACCCCCACAACUACAACACCAGGCAUCACAACUACUACACCACCAGCCACAACAACUACUGCACAACCAGCCACAACGACUGCACCACAAGCCGCAACAACUACCGCACUACCAACCACAACUACCACCCAACCAGAAACCACAACUACACCACCAGCCACCACACCACAACUACUGCACAACCUCCCACACCACAACUACCGCACCAACAACCGCACUACCAGCAACCACAACUACACCAAUAACCACCACAACAACCGCACCACUAGCCACAACAACUACCACCCAACAAGCAACCACAACUACACCACCACCACCACACCUACCACCCAACUAGCAACCACAACUACACCACUAGCCACUACAACAACCGCACCACUAGCCAAAACUACCGCACCACCAGCCACCACAACGACCACCAAACCAGCAACCACAACUACACAACUAGCCAUAACAACUACCUCACCACCAGCCACCACAACUACUACCAAACCAGCAACCACAACCUCACCAGCCACCACAACUACUGCACCACCAGCCACAACAAUUACAACCCAACAAAUAACCACAACUACAGAACCAGCCACCACAACUACCGCACCACCAGCCCCCACAACUACAACACCAGGCACCACAAUUACUGCACCACCAGCCACCACGACUACACCAAUAGCCACCACAACUAAACCACCAGCCACAACUACUGCACCACCAGUCACAACAACUGCCGCACCCACAUCUACUGCACCACCAGCCACAACUACCGCACCACCAGCCCCCACAACUACAACACCAGCCACCACAACUACACCAUCAGCCACAACUACUGCACAACCUCCCACAGUAACCACCGCAACGCCCCACAACUACCGCACCAACAGCCGCAACAACUACCGCACUACCAGCAACCACAACUACACCAAUAACCACCACAACAACCGCACCACCAGUAACAAUAACCGCACCAAAAGCCACCACAACUACCACCAAACCAGCAACAACAACUACACCACUAGCCACAAAAACUACCGCACCACCAGCCACAACAACUACAAUCCAAGAACCACAACAACUACCAUCCAAGAAGCUACCACAACUACACCCCCAGCCACAACUAUCAACAAACAAGCAACCACAACUACACCAGCCACCACAACUACAACACCAGCCAACAUAACUACUGCACCACCACCACCACAACUAAACCACCAGCCACAACUACGGCACCACCAGCCACAACUACCACACAACAAGGAACCACAACUACACCACCAGCCACAACAACUACCGCACCACUACCCACAAGAACUACCACCCAACAACCACAACUACUGCACCACCAGUCACAACAACUACGGCGCCAACAGCCACAACAACUACCGCACCACCAGCCACCACAACAACCGCACCACCAGCUACAACUACCACACCACCAGCCACCACAACAAUCCCACCACAACGACCACCAAACCAGCAACCACAACUACACCACUAGCCACAACAACUACCGCACCACCAGCCACCACAACUACUAGCAAACCAGCAACCACAACUACACCAGGCACCACAACUACUGCAUCAUCAGCUACCACUACUGCACCACCAGGCACCACUACUGCACCACCAGCCACCACAACUACCACCCAACAAGCAACCACAACUACACAACCAGCUACCACAACUACUCCACCACAACUAAACCACCAGCCACAACUACUGCACCAACAGUCACAACAACUACCACCCAAGAAGCAACCACAACUACACCACCAGCCACAACUACCAACCAACAACUACUGCACCACCAGCCACCACGACUACACCAAUAGCCACCACAACUACACCACCAGCCACAACUACUACGGCACCAGCCACAACAACUACCGCACCACUAGCCCCCACAACUACAACACCAGGCACCACAACUACUGCAUCAUCAGCUACCACUACGGCACCACCAGCCACAACAACUACCGCACCACCAGCCACAACUACCACACAACAAGGAACCACGACUACACCACCAGCCACAACAACUACCGCACCGCUACCCACAAGAACUACCACCCAACCAUAACUACACCACCAGCCACAACAACUACCACCCAACAAGCAACCACAACCAAACCACCAGCCACCACAAUUACUGCACCACCAGCCACCACGACUACACCAAUAGCCACCACUACUAAACCUCCAGCCACAACUACUGCACCACCAGCCACCACAACAACCCCACUACAACAACCGCACCACCAGCCACAACUACCGCACCACCAGCCACCACAACGACCACCAAACCAGCAACCACAACUACACCACUAG